Messenger RNA from Musa acuminata AAA Group (dessert banana), 1834 nucleotides. Its product is annotated as protein ASPARTIC PROTEASE IN GUARD CELL 1-like. Gene Ontology annotation, molecular function: aspartic-type endopeptidase activity. The record is from RefSeq and is a predicted model, not a curated record. NCBI's taxonomy places the organism in Eukaryota, Viridiplantae, Streptophyta, Magnoliopsida, Zingiberales, Musaceae. Gene Ontology annotation, biological process: proteolysis. Bases 130 to 1695 code for a protein of 521 amino acids. The transcript has 2 exons.
UCGUAUCAUUUUGACGCGGUGGAUGAUGACGUGAACCAAAUGUCCUUUUUGUUUCCCAUCUACCCCUUAAAUUUCGCUCCCCAACGUUCUCGCCCGCUGAGCCACCUCUGUUCUCGCCGUUGAUAUCAGAUGGCGGAGGACAGCACACACCGCUGCCACUUCCUUCUCCUCUUCCUUCUCUCCCAUUUCACGUUCUCCACCUACCCAACCGUGGCGCGUCAUCUGCCGCCGGGGAGCACCCGAUCCCUCGCCACCGCCACACUGGACGUCUCCGCCACCCGCGCCCAAGCCCUCCAGGCCCUCACCUUCGCUCCCUCUUCCCAUCAACCCCCUUCUUACCUCGGCCCCCAUAACCACUCCUCCGCUGCAAUCUCACUUUCUUUCCACUCCCGCGACUUCCUCCCCUCCUCCGCCGCCCACCGUCACCCAGACUACAAGGCAUUGACCCUCGCCCGCCUCCGCCGCGACGCCGCCCGCGUCCGCUCCAUCGCUGCCCGAGCCGCCUUGGCUGUCAGCGGAGUCGCCGCGUCCGAUCUGAAGCCUGUCGCCGAGGAGAAGGCCGCCCCGAUCGCCGCUGCGGACUCGAUCGAGGGACCCGUCGUCUCCGGGACCAGCGUGGGGAGCGGCGAGUACUUCUCCCGGGUGGGGGUCGGCAGCCCCGCCCGGCCGUUCUACAUGGUGCUUGAUACCGGCAGCGACGUCAGCUGGUUACAGUGCCUCCCCUGCGCCGACUGCUACCAGCAGACUGACCCUGUCUUCGACCCCUCCGCUUCCUCCUCCUACGCCCCUCUCUCCUGCGACUCAUCUCAGUGCCGCUCCCUCGACGCCUCAGCCUGCCGGAGCUCUUCUUCGACCGAAGCUGCAGUCGCCAGUGGCGGCGAGGGGAUCUGCCUGUACCAGGUUUCUUACGGGGAUGGGUCGUUCACGGUCGGGGACUUCGCCACGGAGACGCUGACCUUUGGUCGGUCGGAUCCCGUCUCCGGCGUCGCCAUCGGGUGCGGCCACGACAACGAGGGCCUGUUCGUCGGUGCGGCCGGGCUGCUCGCCCUUGGCGCUGGGCCCCUCUCCUUCCCCUCCCAGAUCUCGGCCCGCUCCUUUUCCUACUGCCUGGUGGACCGCGACUCCUCAUCCUCCUCCACCCUCGUUAUCAGCGCCGGGGCCGCACGAUCCGGCGAGGCUCCUGCGGUGACCGCGCCCCUCCUCCGCAACCGCCGGCUGGAGACCUUCCACUACGUCGGCCUGACUGGGAUCAGCGUGGGCGGGCAGAUGCUGUCCAUCCCGCCGUCAGCCUUCGCGAUGGACGAGAGCGGGGCGGGGGGCGUGAUCGUAGACUCGGGCACCGCGGUAACGCGGUUGCAGGGGCCGACUUACACCGCGCUGCGCGACGCGUUCCGGGCGGGGACGGCGUCGCUGCCGUCGGCUUCGGCGUGGUCGCUGUUCGACACGUGCUACGACCUGUCGUCGCGGACGAGCGUGGAGGUGCCGACGGUGGGGUUCCACUUCCCGAGCAGCAAGGAGCUGCGGCUACCGGCGAAGAACUAUCUGGUCCCGGUGGACGACGCGGGCACCUACUGCCUGGCCUUCGCCCCGACCUCGGCGUCACUCUCCAUCAUCGGCAACGUGCAGCAGCAGGAGAUACGUGUCAGCUUCGACCUCGACAACGCCGUGGUGGGCUUCUCCCCUAACAAGUGCUGAGAAGCAAAGGAGCAGCAGCAGUAGCAAUGAAGUUAUUGAAGUGAUGUCGGUGUAUCUAGUUUAUACCGUGCGAUCGCAUUAGAUAGAUUUAGUGCAAUGGGGGGGUAGAUUAGAGUCUAUAAGAGGAAUGUACGUGGGA